AGGUGUGGUCUCUAGUAGCCACAAAGCUGACAUGACAGAGAAGUCAGAACUAGAGAUAGAGCAGCUAGAGCUAGAGAUGACAUCCAAGGCUAGAUUUGUAGACAGUGCAAGUACUUCUAGCUCUGUGGAGGUGGACACAGCUGUGCCUUCCUACAUAAGUGUCCAGAAUGGUCCUAUAACUCCAGUACCAGUCAAGAACUUCUCUGGAACUGGUAGCUCGGUGGCUUCAUACAAAUACAGAGUGUACCCAUGGCGUUGGCUCAUGCUGGUGGCAGUCUGUCUGCUUAAUGUCAGCAAUGGAAUGAUGUGGUUGUCGUUCUCUCCUGUACCGGCUUUGACUGCGGUCUACUACGGCAUCAGUGUGAGUGAUGUCGAUAUGUUCUCCAUCAUCUUCUUUAUUGUUUCCCUGGUUGUGGGUUUUGUGGCCAUCAUUCUACUGGAUAAAGUCGGUCUCAAAGUACCACUUUAUAUAGGAGCCGCGAUGAACCUAAUUGGCUCAGGCCUACGUCUGUUGAGCUCCAUCAAUUUCCUCAUUUGUUCCCCUGUGCCCAAGGCUGCAUUCUACGUUGCUCUCCUGGGUCAAGCCCUCACAGCUGUGGCCCAACCAUUCAGUCUCUACGCACCCACCACUUUAGCAGCUGUCUGGUUUGGCCCAAAAGAGAGAGCGCUCUGUACUAACUUUGCAUCUGUCUCCAACCCUAUUGGACUUGCAAUAGCUCUGGUGGCCACUCCGUAUAUAGUCACUACAGUGGACCAAAUCCCUACAAUGUUGUGGAUAUACACCAUCCCAGCUGGAGUUACUUUCCUCCUCACCCUUGUGGCGUUCUGGUGGAAGGAGCCACCCAUCCCCCCUGCUUCAAGUGGGGGCAGGGAUCACAUACCUCCUUUCUUCAAGGGACUACUUCAGGUGCUGAAGAACUGGUCGUUUUGGGUGUUGCUGAUAUUCUGGGGUGGGGCAGCAGGAAUGUUCAAUGCUCUCGUCACUCUCCUACCACAGAUACUUUGUCCCUAUGGAUACUCGGAUAGAGAUUCUGGUCUGUGGGGAGCUCUGAUGAUAUUUUUUGGUCUGGGAGGAGCCACAGUUGCUGGCAUCAUCAUUGACUACACCAAGAUGUACAAGGAUGUAUCUAUAGUGUCCAUAGGCUGUGCCAUUAUCUCCCUUGUGUGGUUCAUGGAGGUUUCCACUUUUGCAAACCAGCAUGUCUUGGUGGCUUCAUCACUGUGUGCGUUUGGGUUCUUUGCGCUGGCUCAAAUCCCAGUGUGUAUGGAGCUGGGUGUGGAGAUCACUUACCCUGUGGCUGAGUCCAUUAGCUCAGGACUGCUCUGGAGUGCAGCUCAGGUGCUUGGUAUUGCAAUCGUCUUUAUCAGCCAAGUUCUAACAAAGGCCAUGAGUCCAGAGCAGAUCCACAUCAACCAGUGCGGAAAUGACAUUGACUUUAACUCCUCCACCACCUUAACCUCUUGUCAUCAAAGUACCCAUAAUGCUUCAAUGCCUGAUAUCGUAGGCCCUAGUCUCAUACUCACUGAGUUAGGACCAGCUAUGAUCUUCAUACCCACGUUUACUACAAUCCUGUUUGUGUUCUAUGUGGUGUUCUUUCGACCAAAGUAUAAAAGAAUUGCUGCAGAAAGAAUUGCAAGUUUUGAAGCGUCGGUAUAUGUAGGGAAUAGACAGACCAAAUAACACUGAACUCGUAAUAUUUAAAUUUUUAGUGCUGUGUGUGGUUGCACAAUGUUUUAAUUUUAUGGUGAGAAAAUAUUAAUGUUUUGUCUU
Molecule: messenger RNA, 1771 nt
Organism: Halichondria panicea
Lineage: Eukaryota; Metazoa; Porifera; Demospongiae; Suberitida; Halichondriidae
Product: solute carrier family 49 member A3-like
Exons: 9
Coding region: 32-1681 (549 amino acids)
Biological process (GO): transmembrane transport
Cellular component (GO): membrane
Molecular function (GO): transmembrane transporter activity
Source: RefSeq, a predicted model, not a curated record